This is a messenger RNA of Mus caroli (Ryukyu mouse), 794 nucleotides long. RefSeq names its product cholecystokinin (gene Cck). Gene Ontology annotation, cellular component: extracellular region; axon. The record is from RefSeq and is a predicted model, not a curated record. Lineage: Eukaryota; Metazoa; Chordata; Mammalia; Rodentia; Muridae. Gene Ontology annotation, biological process: digestion. Gene Ontology annotation, molecular function: neuropeptide hormone activity.
CACAUCAAUCGGUGGUCCCUCCAGUGGCUGUCUCUGAGCACGUGUCCUGCUGGACUGCGUCAGCACUGGGUAAACAGAUGACUGGCUGCGAACUGGGAGGAGCUAUUUAAGAGCAGUCACCCUCCCGCCUGCCCUCAACUUAGCUGGACUGCAUCCUUCUGCGCUGGAAACCGCCAAGCCAGCUGAUCCCCCAUCCAAAGCCAUGAAGAGCGGCGUAUGUCUGUGCGUGCUGAUGGCAGUCCUAGCUGCUGGCGCCCUGGCGCAGCCCGUAGUCCCUGCAGAAGCUACGGAGCCCGUGGAGCAGCGGGCGCAAGAGGCGCCCCGAAGGCAGCUGAGGGCUGUGCUCCGGACGGACGGCGAGCCCCGAGCGCGCCUGGGCGCACUGCUAGCGCGAUACAUCCAGCAGGUCCGCAAAGCUCCUUCUGGCCGCAUGUCCGUUCUUAAGAACCUGCAGAGCCUGGACCCCAGCCAUAGAAUAAGUGACCGGGACUACAUGGGCUGGAUGGAUUUUGGCCGGCGCAGUGCCGAGGACUACGAAUACCCAUCGUAGUGGGCCAGCAUCUCGGCGCUGCUUGGAGGAGGUGGAAUGAGGAAACAACCACACAUACGACCCCUCGCCUCUAAUGUCUGACGUUUUGAGUAUCUAUUUAUUAAGUCCCCAAUAUGAAAUCUGUCCAGAGUGUGCAAUGCAGCCACACCUCAACCUAGCUGUGUGGUCGGAAGGCAGUGUUUCCUUCAGUGACUCCCAGACCUAAUGUUGCUAUGCUAUUAAAGAGAUUUCCUUCUGCCCCUCA